GUGACCGGCAAGAUGGCCGUCUUUCCUUGGCAUUCCAGGAAUAGGAACUACAAAGCUGAAUUUGCAUCAUGCCGACUGGAAGCUGUGCCCUUGGACUUUGGGGACUAUCACCCACUGAAACCCAUAACUGUCACAGAAUCAAAGACCAAGAAAGUGAGCCGGAAAGGGAGCACCUCUUCCACCUCCUCCUCCUCCUCCAGCUCCGUGCUGGACCCGCUCAGCAGCGUCCUGGAUGGCACCGACCCCCUCUCCAUGUUCGCAGCCACUGCUGAUCCUGCAGCCACGGCCGCUGCCAUGGACGGCUGCAGGAAGAAGCGUGAUCGCGAUGAGAGCUCGGCAGUGGGCUCGGAUUUCGAGCCGUGGUCCAGCAAGCGGGGCGAGAUCCUUACCCGGUACACGACUACAGAAAAGCUCUCCAUUGUGAGUGCGGGCCUUUCCCCAGGGUCCACCCCAGGCAAAGCUGGGAGCAGCACGUCGGCGAUGUCGGAGAAGGUCCGCACCAGGCUGGAGGAGCUGGAUGACUUCGAGGAGGGAUCCCAAAAGGAGCUGUUGAACUUGACUCAACAGGAUUACGUGAACCGCAUCGAGGAGCUCAACCAGUCGCUGAAGGAUGCCUGGGCCUCGGACCAGAAAGUGAAGGCUCUGAAAAUAGUCAUCCAGUGUUCAAAACUGCUUUCGGACACGAGUGUUAUUCAAUUCUACCCGAGCAAAUUUGUCCUCAUCACCGACAUACUUGACACGUUUGGAAAAUUAGUGUAUGAGCGCAUCUUUUCCAUGUGUGUGGAUAACCGCAGCGUCUUGCCAGAUCACUUUUCUCCGGAGAAUGUAAAUGACACGGCCAAAGAAACCUGCCUCAAUUGGUUUUUCAAGAUUGCUUCCAUCCGGGAACUCAUUCCGAGAUUCUAUGUGGAAGCAUCCAUCUUGAAGUGCAACAAGUUCCUCUCGAAAACGGGGAUUUCAGAAUGUCUCCCGAGACUAACCUGCAUGAUUCGAGGGAUUGGAGACCCACUGGUGUCUGUGUACGCCAGGGCCUACCUGUGUAGGGUGGGCAUGGAAGUGGCUCCCCAUCUGAAAGAAAGCCUGAAUAAGAACUUCUUUGACUUCCUCCUGACAUUUAAACAGAUCCACGGGGACACGGUCCAGAACCAGCUGGUGCUGCAGGGAGUGGAGCUCCCGUCCUACCUGCCCUUGUACUCGCCCGCCAUGGACUGGAUCUUCCAGUGCAUCUCCUACCAUGCGCCCGAGGCUCUGCUAACUGAGAUGAUGGAGAGAUGCAAGAAACUGGGAAAUAACGCAUUGCUAUUGAAUUCCGUGAUGUCUGCCUUCCGAGCUGAGUUCAUUGCCACUAGAUCCAUGGAUUUCAUUGGCAUGAUUAAAGAAUGUGAUGAGUCUGGUUUCCCCAAGCAUCUCCUGUUUCGCUCUCUGGGGUUAAACUUGGCUUUGGCUGACCCUCCCGAGAGUGAUAAACUUCAGAUUCUGAAUGAAGCUUGGAAAGUUAUCACGAAACUGAAGAACCCACAGGACUACAUCAAUUGUGCUGAAGUGUGGGUCGAGUACACCUGCAAACAUUUCACGAAACGGGAGGUGAAUACCGUCCUAGCGGAUGUCAUCAAGCACAUGACCCCAGACCGUGCAUUCGAAGACUCCUACCCUCAGCUGCAGUCAAUAAUUAAGAAAGUUAUUGCCCAUUUUCAUGAUUUCUCCGUUCUAUUUUCAGUGGAAAAAUUUCUGCCAUUUCUAGACAUGUUCCAGAAAGAGAGUGUGCGAGUGGAAGUUUGCAAGUGCAUUAUGGAGGCCUUUAUCAAGCAUCAGCACGAGCCCACCAAGGACCCGGUCAUUCUGAACGCCCUUUUGCAUGUGUGUAAGACAAUGCACGACUCUGUCAAUGCACUAACUCUUGAGGAUGAGAAAAGAAUGCUGGCAUGUUUGAUUAAUGGAUUUAUAAAAAUGGUUUCCUUCGGCCGGGACUUCGAACAGCAGCUCAGUUUUUAUGUGGAGGCCAGGUCGAUGUUUUGCAACCUGGAGCCUGUUCUCGUGCAGUUGAUACACAGUGUGAACCGGUUGGCAAUGGAAACAAGAAAAGUAAUGAAGGGUAAUCAUUCCCGCAAGACAGCUGCGUUUGUUCGGGCCUGCGUUGCCUACUGCUUCAUUACAAUCCCCUCCCUGGUGGGAAUCUUCACGAAGCUCAACCUCUACCUGCAUUCGGGCCAGGUGGCCUUGGCCAAUCAGUGUCUUUCCCAAGCUGAUGCCUUCUUCAAAGCCGGGAUCACCCUCAUUCCUGAAGUUCCGAAGAUGAUUAAUAUUGAUGGAAAGAUGCGGCCGUCAGAACCAUUCCUUCUGGAAUUCCUCUGCAAUUUCUUUUCUACCCUAUUGAUCGUUCCGGACCAUCCUGAACACGGGGUCCUGUUUCUUGUUCGAGAGCUUCUUAAUGUGAUCCAGGACUAUACCUGGGAAGACAGCGGUGAUGAUAAAAUCCGUAUAUACACCUGCGUCCUGCACCUCCUCUCUGCCAUGAGCCAGGAGACCUACCUCUACCAUAUAGACAAAGUGGACUCCAACGACAGCCUCUACGGGGGGGACGCCAAGUUCCUGGCGGAAAACAACAAGCUGUGUGAGACGGUGAUGGCCCAGAUCCUGGAGCACCUGAAAGCCCUGGCCAAGGAUGAGGCCCUGAAACGCCAGAGCUUGUUGGGCCUCUCCUUCUUUAACAGCAUCCUGGCCCACGGGGACCUACGAAACAACAAGCUGAACCAGCUUUCCGUCAACUUGUGGCACCUGGCACAGAGGCAUGGCUGUGCAGACACCAGGACCAUGGUGAAAACUCUGGAAUACAUCAAGAAGCAAAGCAAACAGCCAGACAUGAGUCACCUGACGGAGCUGGCCCUGAGACUCCCCCUGCAGACGCGGACCUGA
Molecule: messenger RNA, 2913 nt
Organism: Elephantulus edwardii (Cape elephant shrew)
Lineage: Eukaryota; Metazoa; Chordata; Mammalia; Macroscelidea; Macroscelididae
Gene: VPS35L
Product: chromosome unknown open reading frame, human C16orf62
Exons: 30
Coding region: 13-2913 (966 amino acids)
Biological process (GO): endocytic recycling
Cellular component (GO): endosome
Source: RefSeq, a predicted model, not a curated record